GGAAUAUCCGCCCCUGUGGGGAGCUGGGUUGGUGAGAGAGUGUGUCAGUCAGCGAUGUUGACCAAAAAGGUGGGAUGCCCCGAGUCGCAGCAGCAAUAGCAAGCAAGCAACUUACAAUGUGACCGAGUCGUUGUCAUAGUUGUUCCUGAACAUGGUGGCGGCCUGUUCGACUGUGCUGUUUGUCUGAUCCGAGGUGCAGUUCAAGUCUCGAUGAUCAACCCUGACGGUUCGAUUUGGUAUCAAGGUGGUAGAGAAAGUGGUUGUGGUCUAGUCGUCAAGUUGCAGUGUGGUAAGGCGGUGUUUGUGGUUGAUGGUCGAGCUCCUACCCAGCUACCUCAGCAACUCCCCCAGGCAGCUCCUAGCUUCGUCGUCGCCUGCCGCAGAGCUUCCAACUCUGACGCCACCGUCAUCGCACACGACCGCACCCAGUGA
This is a messenger RNA of Podospora pseudopauciseta, 432 nucleotides long. RefSeq lists its product as uncharacterized. The record is from RefSeq and is a predicted model, not a curated record. Lineage: Eukaryota; Fungi; Ascomycota; Sordariomycetes; Sordariales; Podosporaceae. The transcript is spliced from 2 exons. The coding region runs from base 211 to 432 and encodes 73 amino acids.